Messenger RNA from Aspergillus calidoustus, 792 nucleotides. NCBI's taxonomy places the organism in Eukaryota, Fungi, Ascomycota, Eurotiomycetes, Eurotiales, Aspergillaceae. The record is from the annotation of a GenBank genome assembly.
CCAUGAUAUACUUUGAAUUAGGGUUUCUGAGUCACAGUACUGUGGCGAGCAGACGAGCUGCUGCCUUGAUCUUUGAAGUUUUCUCGUCAAUAAUCCCCUUCCCGCUCAUCACUCAACAAUAUCAACUUCUAUUUCCCACAUCAUCCAGGAUACCUUGACGCCCAAGCCUUCAACUCAACAGAACAAACAAGUUGCUCAGGAUGUAUCGAAAUGACAAGCCCACCCGCCCAGUCAGGGAUUAAUCUCCCCCUCGAGCUAUGCCUUGAGGAUGCCGCCUCCUAUAACAGCUGCCAACGCACCCUCAAGGCUCUCCGCCUCGUUGACAGAGCCUUUUGCAUCUGUGCCACCCCGGAACUUUUCAAGUCGAUAACUAUCAGAUUCAAUGGUCACGACUCGAACAUCCUCCCAUGGAUAUCCGAGGGCAUUAAGAGUCUGGCACUGAGCAACCGCCGCUUCUUCGUCAAGGAGAUUCGCCUGCGUGACGAAAGUCCGUAUGAGAGCCCUUGUUGCAUGAUUGAAGGGGCGGAUAGUAUGGAGAUGGACGCCCUGGAAGAGCCAGAGAGUGAUAUACCGAAGAUGGAGAUCAAGGAGGUGGACCACCCAAAUAGCAGGAUAUACCGAGAGCUACCGGAGCUCCUCUCAUCCUUCCCAAAUGUCACCUUCCUCGAAGCCCACAUGUGGUACUCGCGACCCUUCGACGACCUCUUCCUCGAGAUAUCGCGCCCACUCAAGGAAGCACUGGCUCGUGGCUCCUUACACAUGCUCCGCAGAAACUCAGCAACGUCCGCAUAA